GCCGCAGCCCGCGGCGGGGAGGAGUCCCCGAGAGUUUGCCCGGAGCGCGGGGAAGUUUCUAGCUGAAGCUCCGCUCCUGGAAAAGCGGUACCUGCCGGCGCCCGCUCGCCUCCGCUCCCCUCGCCGCUCGCGAGGGCAGGGAGAGGGGCAGCCCAAACCCUGCAAACCUGCCUAUUCUAAAUGGAUUCUGCCAUCCGCCGCAUCAACACAAAACAUAUGAGACCUUAAUGGGAAGGAACUUUAAUACAACUAGGAAACAAUACAGGAAAGGCAAAGAAUCUAGUUUCUAAAUCAAGCACCCAAAGUUACCUGUCCCCUCGAGGGUAAAAGUCCACCCAAGCAGGAUUGGCCCAGAGCAAGGCUCCAAAGCCUGCCACAAGUCUUAAGCAUCUUCUAGUGGGGACCCACAGAAGAAGGUCAGAAACAACCAGACAAGCCUGGAAGGAAAAGAGCAAAAUCAAAAUCAAGAUUAAAGCUGCCAUUGUCACCUCCCCACGGGUCUCUCACCCACAUCUGUGUCACCCAGUCCACGACCAAAAGAUUUCAUGGAAUGAGCACUAAGACAAUGAGAAAAUCUUGAAGGUCUGUGGAAAAACCAAUCUUGUCUUCAGAAAUGAGAAGAAAUGCAGCCUUCUGAACUGGUCAUGAACCCCAAACAAGUCUUCCUCUCGGUGCUGGUAUUUGGAGUAGCAGGACUACUCCUCUUCAUGUAUUUGCAAGUCUGGAUUGAAGAACAACAUACAGGGAGAAUGGAGAACAAAAGAGAACAAAAAGCAACUUCAGGAUGGGGAUCAGUAAACUACUUGCAGCCUGUACCCAGAAUCAUGACUAGAGAAAAAAUCCAGGAACAUAUCACCAACCAGAACUCCAAGCCCCACAUGCGAGCAGAUCCAAAGGAAAACCUACCCAACUCUGAGAGACCUACUACAAUCUUAACAGAUACCACCCAUUCACCAGGGAAGACUCUGGCUUUGAGUAAAACCACCGGGUUUCCAACAAUUAAGCUGAUGGAAAUACACCAAGGAAGUAAGACCCUUUUCAAGAAGUUUUUUGAAAUGAAUUGGCCAUUGGACACUCGCCCUUUAAACAAAAGUUUAGUCAAAGACAACAGAUGGAAGGAAACUGAUGUAACUCAAGAGAAACGCAGAUCUUUCCUUCAGGAGUUUUGCAAGAAAUAUGGUGGGGUGAGUCGUCCUCAAUCACAUCUUUUUCAUAUAGUAUCCAGGAUCUAUGUAGAAGAUAAACACAAAGUCUUAUAUUGUGAAGUACCCAAGGCUGGCUGUUCCAACUGGAAAAGAAUUCUGAUGGUACUAAAUGGGUUAGCUCCCUCUACCUACAACAUCUCACAUGAUGCUGUCCACUAUGGGAAGUAUUUGAAAAAGCUAGACAGCUUUGACUUGAAAGGGAUAUAUACUCGUUUAAAUACCUACACCAAAGCUGUGUUUGUUCGUGACCCCAUGGAAAGAUUGGUGUCGGCAUUUAGGGACAAAUUUGAGCACCCCAACAGUUACUACCAUCCAGUGUUCGGGAAAGCGAUUAUAAAGAAAUAUCGGCCAAAUGCCUGUGAAGAAGCACUAAAUAAUGGCUCUGGAGUCAAAUUCAAAGAAUUUAUCCACUAUUUGCUGGAUUCCCACCGUCCAGUAGGAAUGGACAUCCACUGGGAGAAGGUCCACAAACUCUGCUAUCCAUGUUUGAUCAACUAUGACUUUGUAGGGAAAUUUGAAACUUUGGAAGAAGAUGCCAAUUACUUUUUACAGCUGAUCGGUGCCCCAAAAGAGCUGAAAUUUCCGAACUUUAAGGAUAGGCAUUCCUCCGAUGAAAGAACCAAUGCUGAGGUCGUGAGACAGUACUUAAAGGACCUGACUAGAACUGAGAGACAAUUGAUAUAUGACUUUUAUUACUUGGACUAUUUGAUGUUUAAUUAUACAACUCCAUUUUUGUAGUUUACAUACUUUUUCUAAAAUCCUGUAUUUACUUCAUGGUGAUGGACUUAAAUCAGCCAUUGUAAUUUUCUUAUAAUUCUUCCUAUGAGAGAAAUUGAACUAAGCGCAGUUGUCUUGAUUUAAUGAAGAUUUUUACCAAAUAGUAUGACACCAAUUGGCACAAAGUUAUAGGAAAAUUAUCUACCAGAGACAUGUAAACAAUUCGCAUUACUCUAAAAUGUUUGGGAAAGAGCUGCUUUUGCGUUAUGGAUUAUAUUAUAGAAGUAAUAACCAAGCCAGCUGCUACAUUAGCUAAAACAGCCUCUUGCAAUGGUAGGAAAAGGGAUCCAAAAUAGUAUGAGUGUACGUCUGCAUUCUGGAAGUUGUUGCUAAUGUGCAUGUGUAUAUUUUUAGCAGUCUGUGGUAUAUCAAUCAAAUAUUAGAGAGUUUUCUUACAACCUGGAAGUCUUUCUACCACAUGUAAUGAUAAAUGACUUUUAAAUAUUUUGGACCUAGGCAUUUUACUGUAGAUUGGAAGACAUUAUGUGAUUUAUACAGCAGAAAAAACAGAUGAGGUUUUGGUUUUUUAGCUCCUACAGCCAAUAAAAAUGCACAACAUACUAAAAUCAAAGCAA
Molecule: messenger RNA, 2557 nt
Organism: Talpa occidentalis (Iberian mole)
Lineage: Eukaryota; Metazoa; Chordata; Mammalia; Eulipotyphla; Talpidae
Gene: CHST9
Product: carbohydrate sulfotransferase 9
Exons: 7
Coding region: 624-1943 (439 amino acids)
Biological process (GO): carbohydrate biosynthetic process; proteoglycan biosynthetic process
Cellular component (GO): membrane
Molecular function (GO): sulfotransferase activity
Source: RefSeq, a predicted model, not a curated record